AUGGUUGGAGUUAUCUUUGGCGAGCAGGGCGAGGCCAUUCGACCACCUUACCUAGUUAUGCUCUGUCAACUAUUGGGAUACUCGGCCCGCUCUCACCACCUCACCAGAUUUGACGACCCGUCCCUUGAGAUACUGGAGAGCUGUGCCCACGAACCUAAUUACAACCGCAUCGCACUGAUCGAAGCCAACCCAAUGAUUUUACCGCGAGGGGAGAUCAACCGAUCCGCCAUGCCGGCCGCACGCAAUCCUCACGAAAUGCCAACCGUGGCAUUCGCGCCACUAGGGCGUCGCGAUGUGCCUUCUGAACAAGUCGGCAUUAUUGUCGGCUGUUGUCUGGGCGCGAUUGUGCUCGUGCUGCUGCUCGUCUGGUGUAUAUGGUCAGCAGGCCAGCGUCGUGCGUGGCGAGAGGCUGGCCCGCCCGAAGAAGAUUUCAUCUAUAUCGAGGAGAGCGACUUUUCCGGCAGUCGAUCAAGUCGGAGGCGACAGCACGAGGCGUACAGGCUACAUGUCGAACGCCUUCGCCAGAUGCAUCUCCUGCAGCAGAUGCAAGCUCAACAGUCUUCAGGAGCAGGUUUUCCGCCAUUCCCGAGGUCGAUUCCUCCGCCAACGUUGAGGCCGGGAGAGAAGCCUGUCUAUCGUGUCAAGCGCCAGGAGCCACGAUACAACACGUGGGAGUAUGCCACCCGUGGACGAAGAUGA
Messenger RNA from Microdochium trichocladiopsis, 699 nucleotides. RefSeq lists its product as uncharacterized. The record is from RefSeq and is a predicted model, not a curated record. The coding region runs from base 1 to 699 and encodes 232 amino acids. The transcript is spliced from 2 exons. NCBI's taxonomy places the organism in Eukaryota, Fungi, Ascomycota, Sordariomycetes, Xylariales, Microdochiaceae.